Messenger RNA from Polyodon spathula (Mississippi paddlefish), 5435 nucleotides. RefSeq names its product zinc finger protein GLIS2-like. The transcript has 8 exons. The coding region runs from base 842 to 2344 and encodes 500 amino acids. Gene Ontology annotation, cellular component: nucleus. The record is from RefSeq and is a predicted model, not a curated record. NCBI's taxonomy places the organism in Eukaryota, Metazoa, Chordata, Actinopteri, Acipenseriformes, Polyodontidae. Gene Ontology annotation, molecular function: RNA polymerase II cis-regulatory region sequence-specific DNA binding; DNA-binding transcription factor activity, RNA polymerase II-specific. Gene Ontology annotation, biological process: regulation of transcription by RNA polymerase II; smoothened signaling pathway.
UGAGCUGGCAGAGUCUGGGGCUGGUCUUGGAGGAAAGGGAGACACGGCGGGCUGACGGACUCUGGUCGGGGCUUGUCUAAACCAGACAGCCGCCUCGAAAUCUCCUCAUCGCCCGUCCCUGUACGCACCAGCGGAGGAACCCAGGGGCGACGGUCAGACGUGGGAAAGACUGCAGUGGCACCCUCCCCUCCCUCAUCCUCCGAGCCCCCCCGCGACCACCAUCGCCAAUAAGCGAUGCACUUUAUACGCGAAGUCUUUUUUUUUUUUCUUCAUUAUUUUUAUUUAAAGAAUGCAAGGUUACUCUGAACUCGGGUUUCUGAAUGCGAAAGGACGUGCAUAUAUUUCUUGGAAACUGACAGAUGCCAAAAAAACCUUUUUUUUUUAAGAAUCGAUUUUUCUUGUGAAGUAUUUACAAAAAAAAUAAAUAAAUAAACCCAGAUGGUUUUCAACGCGAUUUUCUACUCUUUUUUUUUGAACGGCGAAGGGAGAGACCGUUAAAUUUUUUUUUUAUUUUUAUAAAAAGCUCGUUUGCAGCAAAAGGAUUUAGAGAGAGAGGGGGAAAAAGUUUACCAAAAAAAAACAAAAAAAAAAAAAAGAGAACCGGAGAUUACGACCUUUCAGCGAGACCGGGACAUUCCGAAGUUAGGAGCAAAGCCGGCGACCCAGCACGUUUGUCCCUCCCUCAGAUCAUCUUCCUCGCUUUGAGUGAAUCGCAGGCUGUAAUGGAACACUCCGCCCGCAAAGCCCUGACAAGUGAAGUGGCUGUCUUAUCUGGGCUAUCUGGGCUCCCUGCCAGGCGUGUCUGUGAGUAGCGCCUGCGGAGCUGCCCGUCGCCGCGGUGAUGCUGUCCCUAGACGAGCCCCUGGACCUGAAGCUGACCCUGUCGAAGGUGCGGGGGGCGAGGGGGGACCCCCCUCCGGACUCGCACGGCGCCCGGCAGUGCCAGCUCAAGCUCGCCCCUGAUGGAAGCACGGUGAUCAUGUCAGCUUUCCCCUCUUCCCCGCACACAGGUCAGUCCACGCUGCCCCGCUCUCAGUCCCAGGAGAAGCCUGAACCCCAAAACACAGCCACCCCUGCAAUGGGGCUCAGCCUCUCCCCGCCCCCCGGCCCCGCAGAGAUGCCUGAAAGGAACGGGGCGUCUCCCAGCUUCAGCAGGGAUUCUCCACCAAUCCGGUACUUCGAGGGCGGGGCUAGUUCCCAGGGUUUCCAGUUCUUUCUGCCUAUUGGUGCAGGGGGCGGGCUCCACCUGCCAUCCUCCAUGUUCAUUGGCCCUCCGAAAGAGAAGCCCGCCUCCCCAGAGCUCGCUGCCGACGAGCAGCUGGCCUGCCGCUGGGUCAAGUGCAACCUGCUCUUUGAUUCGCUGCAGGACCUGGUUGACCACGUGAAUGAUUUCCACGUCAAGCCUGAAAAGGAUUCUGGGUACUGCUGUCACUGGGAGGGCUGUGCCAGGAGGGGGCGUGGCUUCAAUGCCAGGUACAAGAUGCUGAUCCACAUCCGCACCCACACCAAUGAGAAGCCGCACCGCUGCCCCACCUGCAACAAGAGCUUCUCCCGGCUCGAGAACCUCAAGAUCCACAACCGCUCGCACACAGGGGAGAAGCCGUACAUCUGCCCGUACGAAGGCUGCAACAAGCGCUACUCCAACUCCAGCGACCGGUUCAAGCACACGCGCACGCACUACGUCGACAAGCCCUACUACUGCAAGAUGGCGGGCUGCCUGAAGCGCUACACCGACCCCAGCUCCCUGCGCAAGCACAUCAAGGCUCACGGGCACCACGUGAUGCACGAGCAGCAGGGGAUGCUGCGGCAGGGGGGCAGGGGUGCUGAGGGGCCCUACGUCAGCGGGGCACACAUCAUCAUCCCCAGCCCGGCUGCCCUCUUCGGCAGCCACGCCCUGCAGGGUCUGGGCCGCUCCCUGCCUCUCCCGCUGAGCGCCAGGCCCCUGGACCUCAGCGCGCUGGCCUGCGCGGGCUUGGGGUCACCCUCCCUGGGUGCCCUGGCCAACCCAGUCCUCUCCCUCAACAGUACUCCCGUCGGCCUGACCAAAUCGCCUGUGGUCUCUUCCAGCUUCUCCGCCGGUGGUCUGGGGCUGCCCCUUGUUUCUUUGGUGACCGGGGGGUUGUCGCAAAAAAGCAGGGCGCUGUUCGGGAAGCACUCCAAACUGCCUGGCUCCAAGCCUGCCAGCAAGCUGAGACCCAGAGGGGAAGACCUUGGGGGCAUGCCGGGGACCGUCCUGAAUCUCUGCACCGGGGCAGGCGCUCUCUCCAGCCCUGAGUCGCUAACCCAGGGCUGGGUGGUCAUUCCUUCUGGCUCAGUUGUCCUCAAACCGGCCGUUGUAAACUAAUCCGCAUUCCUGGGGGGGUGGGGGGCAGUCUGUAGACAUCAGGAUGUAAAGGGGUCGCUCGUCCUGAAGCUCAGAGCUCAGAUAACAUUUCCUUUCCUCUAUACAGAUUUCUUAAAGACAACGGUGGACAGUACCACGCGAUGGCAUUCCUUUUCUCUUGUGCUUUAACAGGGAGGACCAUGGUUUUUAGAGGCAGUUUGGCAGAAACCUCUCGCUUUGGACUGGCGGUAGCGCUGUCCAUGGAAUCAGCUGGUCAUCUCAUCACCUUAUCUGCAUUUCUGAUUUACAUGCAAACACACCAAACAUUCAUCCGAAACACAAGUCUCACGUUUUGAGUUGCUGCUGUAGUUUUUUUUUUAACAAUAUUCACAGAGAUCUGGCAUGUCUGGUUUAAGCUUGUUCACCUGUAGUGGAAAGUGGCUGCUAGGCUGCCAGUUUGACCCCAACUUCUUUGAAGUUGUGCCAUUGGAUCAUUAUGGGAUCUUUAAUGUGUAAAGAUGCAAGAUUCUUUGAAUCCUGCCCUGUCCUGUGCAAUCUGUAGACAUACUGAUAAAAUAAAUAUAAAAAAUAAAUAAAAUAGAACACAACACAUAUUUGCUUAAAUUGGCUCAAACAAGCAGAUGAGGUGGAGACUUUAAUUCUGUAAAAUAACUUGCAGUGGCCCGAAACAAACCCCAGGGGGAGCCAUGGACCAGGUCAUUCUGAGAGAGUUGAGCCCCUUUUAGGAAGCACCUGUGUUGAGGGGAAGCUCCCACCCCAGGUGUUCCCUAAGAGGGCUUCUGAAUCUACCAAGAUCAUUACUCUGUAGCGACUCCUGCAGGGUCAUUCUCCUCCCUGCUACAGCACAGUGACCAGCCUCUCCCUGCUCUCUCCUACUGUAACGAAGGCUCAGACCGGCUAUGCUGGGGGAGUGAGGAAAGGGGAGCACUUCAGAAACACAGGGAUCAUUCCCCAAGGACAUUUCAAUUGCGUUUUUUUUUUUUUUAAGACGAGACAUUUUCUCAUGUCGACGUUGCUUUGUUUUUUGGUGUGGCCGUGUUGCUAGCCGGGUGUUGUAAAGCCUAAUGCGUGUUGCUGGGAAACCAGACCCCACUUUGCAGGACAAGGCGGACUGGCAGGACAGGUUGCUCACUUCCGCUGCUUAGCUUGGCUCAGCUCCUCGGGGAGGAGAGGUACAGCUGACAUACAGCUGGCUUUCCUUGUUGGAAACAUGAACGCUCAGCAAAGAACAGCACAGAUGCAGGGUUGCUGCUGGAGGGAGAGAACCAUCACACGAGUGGAUAGAAAAAACAUUUGGCUGCCAGGCACCAGAGCAGUAGAACAAGCUUUUAGAAGCAACGACAGAAAUGCAGUGCAUCCUUGAAACGAGUGGGCACAUGGAGCAGGUAAUGCAGAAACAGACCUGGACCGCCCCUGUGACCCGUGAUGGUCAUCCUAGAAUCUUGUUACACAGUAGCAGUGCUGCCUCCACCAAUCAGUGAACACAUUUCCACAACUGCGAAAAAAGUCUCCGACUCUAAGGGCUUUCAGGGUUUAGACUCCACCCCACUGGCCCUGCUGAAACCCCUGGUCCUCCAUCCUUCCACUUCACAGACCCGUAAACUUCUCCGCUGAGAAGAAGCCUGCCACUUCCAGUAACCAGGCUGUGACUCAAAGCGUGACUCGUGCAAUGGGAUCCAAGCCAGGGCCGUAAGCAGGACCGGGGCUGCUCCACAGACCCCGACAAGGUGCUGUCCAGUGCACUGCAGUGGAGCGAGCCAAGGUUGACACGGACCCUUCCUGGGUCCAAUCUUUAAAUAUUAAUAAUAAUAAUAAUAAUAAUAAUAAUAAUAAUAAUAAUAAUAAUGAUAAUAAGCUGUUUGACCUAUUAACCCUUUGAGCACGCACCUGCACUUUAAACACCCUCCCUCUUACUCGUCUGCAGCGGUAGUCUUCAUCAGGAGCGUCUUGUGAAUGGAAGGUCAUGGUUUGUAACUGGUUUGUGUCUGCACUGCGUUUCCUUGGACCCACUAUUUUAACUGUAGUUUGGGGCUUUCAGUUUCUUUUUUAUUGGGACUGUGUCCCACAUAGAGAUCUUUAUUCUAUUUGUUUUAUUAUUCUAUAUAUUAUUAUUGCUGUAUGUUUCUGAAUUAAGCUUUCAUCGCUGCUCCUUGACUGUAGAUUUGCAGCGGAUUGAUUAUUCGCCUUCAAUUCCCAGUGCUGUCGAUGCUGCUGGUCAGUAAAAACCAGCGAUCCUGGAAACGCAUUGCAGGUCUAAGUGUUCAAAUGUUUAAAAUAAAGGAAAGAAACCCUCAGAUCUCAAUACUUUAUUGGUUAAAAAAAAACAUUUAAAAAACGACUCGUUCCAGCUUAGCACUGCCUUUAUCCUGAUCAUCCUAAACCAAAAGUUUUGAAUGCUUCUUUUAACUGGAAGGAUCAGACGGUCAGGGAAUACAGAUCCUCGGGCUGCCGCCAAUAGCAAAGCCAGCUUGAGACUCGCCAGUUCAGAACCACACAGUUACUGCCGGGACCGUGGAGAGGGCUGCAUGCUUCUAGACUAGCAAUGUCUCUGCCCUUCGUCCAGUACCUCACUUUGCCAUGACCUCCCUGCAGAUAUCAACAACAAUUCGGAUUCAUAGCUUGCCAAGGAAUCACUGACUAGUUUCUCUCCCUCACUCCCCAUCCUGGAUACAUGAGACAAGUACAAAAGGGAUGUCUUGGUUUGAAGUGUAAGUAUGCUCUAGCAGUGCAUGAAGGGUUAAUAUUAGACGAAGGCCUGUGACAGGGCCACUGUCAGAUUUUUUUUUUUUUUUUUUUUUUGCACAUCAAGAUAUUUUUUAAUAUCAGUAUUUUUAAUGGUUCGAAGUGCCUUAUAUUAUAGUUAAAAUGUAGAGGAUAUAUAUAUAUAUAUAUAUAUAUAUAUAUAUAUAUAUAUAUAUAUAUAUAUAUAUGAUAAUAUAUAUUAUAUAUAUCUCCUGAAGUACUGAAGUCACACGUUGCAGAAUUUCAGUUGUAAAAGUCUUACUUGGUGCAACAUAGCAGUGUGCUCCUGUUUUAGAGGGUGUUGACUAUGUCAAUGAAAAAAAAAAAGAAUAAAGUUGCAUUUGAGAAA